Messenger RNA from Clunio marinus, 474 nucleotides. Lineage: Eukaryota; Metazoa; Arthropoda; Insecta; Diptera; Chironomidae. The record is from the annotation of a GenBank genome assembly.
AUGUUUACGUGUGCUUUGCCAUUAUUAUGCGUGAUUAAACGAAAACAAUUAGAAGAAGAGAAGAAAGCUACAAUGUAUAUAUUGAAGUUGAAGAGAACAAGAGCAACUAAUGCGUGGGUGGUUGAGGAAUCAUCAGCUCGCCAAAAUCCCUCAAAACCAAUAAAGUGCGGCAAUAGGAUUUUGUCUUCGGCUUUUGAAGCCACGAGCAUUGUUACCAAAUACUUUCAUAAAUCCCACGCAAGAAAAACCAUCAAAAUAAAAGCACAUGAAACUCGAGGCAGAGAACAAAAAAGUUUUCAACAUUAUGGAAAGAUUUCCGGGGUUUUCGUAUCAGAAAAUAUUCUCAGCAAAGGAUUUGUCUUCUUCACCCUUAAAGUAUCGUCAGCUCUUGAAAAUUUUCAACUUCAACCUUUAAUACUUAUUCAACUCAUGCGAUACAAACUUCAAAUUGAGUUUUCAUUUCUUAUCCCAUAA